AUGUCCAAAUGCACCGAAUCUGCCACCUUCUCCGCUGACCUUGUUCUCUUGCCUUGCCUCGCAUCUGAGCCCACAUUCACUGUCAUAACUCGUCGCUAUAAUGCUAAAUGUAGUGGUGAAGCCUCUAUGCUUUUCUACGAGCCUUUGGAGGGAGACAUCCACUACGUUUAA
Messenger RNA from Echinococcus granulosus, 171 nucleotides. RefSeq lists its product as hypothetical. Bases 1 to 171 code for a protein of 56 amino acids. The transcript is spliced from 2 exons. The record is from RefSeq and is a predicted model, not a curated record. Lineage: Eukaryota; Metazoa; Platyhelminthes; Cestoda; Cyclophyllidea; Taeniidae.